AUGGAUUCAUUCUCUGAUAGGCAUGAUUUCUCAUUAGUGGAUAGUCGUGAACGUCAACGUCAGCGUAGUGUUAAUCAAGCAUUUGCCGAGCUCAGAUAUAUCCUACCUACACAUCCACCGGAUAAAAAAUUAAGCAAACAUGAAAUUCUACGCCUCAGUAUAAAAUAUAUUCAUAUUUUAGAAACUAUUCUCAAGUAUCAAGAAGAAGUAGAAGGACGUUUACCUAUUUCAAGUAUAUCACCUAUUUGUACAGCAACAACAACAUCAUCGUCAUCAAAAUCCAAAUAA
Molecule: messenger RNA, 288 nt
Organism: Schistosoma guineensis
Lineage: Eukaryota; Metazoa; Platyhelminthes; Trematoda; Strigeidida; Schistosomatidae
Source: the annotation of a GenBank genome assembly